Molecule: messenger RNA, 1131 nt
Organism: Plutella xylostella (diamondback moth)
Lineage: Eukaryota; Metazoa; Arthropoda; Insecta; Lepidoptera; Plutellidae
Biological process (GO): negative regulation of protein kinase activity
Molecular function (GO): cAMP-dependent protein kinase inhibitor activity
Source: RefSeq, a predicted model, not a curated record
GAUUUUUCUUUUGUCUGGCACUUCUUGUCAUGUCAAUGUCAUAUUUUUGUGCAAUUUGGUUUUGAUUUUGAGAACACAUUAAGUUAAUAAUGUUACAUAGAAUUACACUGUAAAAAGGAAAACAGUUUUGGUGUUUAACUUAUUUAUUAUUACAUGAAGAGUCAGGAGUGAGUGUAUUCCGUUUUGCCUGAGUUCUGAGAAUUACGACAGAGUUCGUUCCACAUACAAAAUGCCAGGGACUCGAGGUGGAAGAAUAAAAAAGUGUAGGAAGUCCCCAAUCACGACACGCUCAGUUCUCAGAAUGAUGGCAAUCAUGGAGAGGUCUGGUGAGGAAGUACCCAAAGAGUUCUUAGAGACAGGCCGCACUGGCCGGCGUAACGCGAUGCCAGACAUCUUACAGCCUGCGGGAGCAUCGCUCACAACUGCUGACUUGCCACUACGACUACAGCGAGUCACUAUAGUCACUCCUGAUAAAGAUGCACAGGCAGGGCCAUCGAAAACAGACUUUAGUGCCCAGAAGGACGACAGUCCGGCGGAACCGAAGGGCUGCAGUUGAGCGGUUUGACUGUUCCAGUAGACUUAGAAUAAUUAACUUCCAGCAUAGCACGCUACGCUGGUUGGCACAAGGGACUGUAGUUUUAGAAAGCUCGAUAUAUAAGCAAUCUCAUUGGCAUUGCGCGCUUAUACGUGCUAAUCGUUCUAAUAUAGCAAUUGAUCGGAUAACUUAAUAAUUUAUGACGCUAAUAAUUAUGUAGUUACGAUUAUUGUUAGAAGGAUUUAUAGCCUGACUUGAUAAGCUGAAGAAAAUAAGCAUACCGAAAUUUGUUGGUAUAAUAUAAUAAUCGCAAGUGUGGUGUAGUAAUGUACAAAAGCUAAAAUAUAAUUAGGAUUAUGUGUAUAAUUAUAUAUAGGUAUAUACUGUGGAACAAAAUAUUAAGUGCAUGCUUUUGUACUGGUUUUUCACUAUCCAAGAAAGCGUGGUAGACAGGAUAAUAAUUUGUGUUAGAUUAUGACGAAAUGUUAGACGUAAUAAUAUUAACUAUGUAAUUCGGGAUGAAAGUUUAUGCGCUUAAAUAUGAAAAUGACAUUUGAUAGAAAAUGUAAGUUACUGUGUUAUAAUCAUAAUAUUGU